Suricata suricatta (meerkat) is the source of this 1969-nucleotide messenger RNA. Its product is annotated as kalirin-like. Bases 1 to 1308 code for a protein of 435 amino acids. NCBI's taxonomy places the organism in Eukaryota, Metazoa, Chordata, Mammalia, Carnivora, Herpestidae. Gene Ontology annotation, cellular component: nucleus. The transcript has 5 exons. Gene Ontology annotation, molecular function: protein serine/threonine kinase activity; protein binding; ATP binding. The record is from RefSeq and is a predicted model, not a curated record. Gene Ontology annotation, biological process: protein phosphorylation; positive regulation of apoptotic process; intracellular signal transduction.
AUGCGGAUCCAAGGUGUGGACUGCAUGGACUCUGAGACCCUUCUCGUUCCUGAACUUCUAACCGAAAACACUGAGACCCUCCAACAGAAGAAGCUGGAGAUUCUGUGCCUUGACCCUGGAAUUAGCUUUGAAGCGGGUUCCCAGGCCUGGCAGCAGUCGGUAGCUUCGACCUUGGACACUUACCUCGUCAUCGAAGACCUCAGUCCUGGGAGUCCUUAUCAGUUCAGAGUCAGCGCCAGUAACCCCUGGGGGAUCAGCCUUCCCAGCGAGCCCUCAGAGUUUGUGCGACUCCCGGAGUACGGUGAGUGCCGGCCACGCCCGGCAGCCCAGGGGGAGGCAAGGCGCCUGGCCAGCUGCCACACAGUCAUCGGUGCCAGCCACCACGCGGGAGGUAACCUGGAUGGGCCAGUGGCUUCAGUCAAAGGCCGUUUCUCCAUAGUAAAGAAGUGCAUUCACAAAGCUACGCGCAAGGAUGUCGCUGUGAAAUUUGUUAGCAAAAAAAUGAAGAAAAAGGAGCAGGCUGCCCACGAGGCGGCCCUGCUUCAGCACCUGCAGCACCCCCAGUACAUCACUCUCCAUGACACCUAUGAGUCUCCCACGUCGUACAUCCUGAUUUUGGAACUGAUGGAUGAUGGCCGGCUCUUAGACUACCUUAUGCAUCACGAUGAGCUGAUGGAAGAGAAAGUAGCUUUCUACAUCCGAGACAUCAUAGAAGCCCUGCAGUAUCUUCACAACUGCAGGGUUGCCCAUCUGGACAUCAAGCCUGAAAACCUGCUCAUUGACCUUCGCAUCCCAGUACCUCGAGUGAAGCUCAUUGACCUGGAGGAUGCCGUCCAGAUCUCGGGGCACUUCCACAUCCACCAUCUGCUGGGGAACCCCGAGUUUGCUGCACCAGAAGUGAUCCAAGGCAUCCCCGUCUCCCUGGGGACAGACAUCUGGAGCAUCGGGGUGUUGACAUAUGUCAUGCUGAGUGGGGUGUCCCCCUUCUUGGAUGAGAGUAAAGAGGAGACAUGUAUCAAUGUGUGCAGGGUGGACUUCAGCUUCCCGCACGAGUACUUCUGUGACGUGAGCAAUGCCGCCAGAGACUUCAUCAACGUGACCCUGCAGGAGGACUUCCGGAGGAGGCCCACGGCUGCCACCUGCCUGCAGCACCCCUGGCUGCAGCCCCACAAUGGUAGCUACUCCAAGAUCCCCCUGGACACCUCCCGCCUGGCUUGCUUCAUAGAACGCCGCAAGCAUCAGAACGACGUGCGGCCUGUCCCCAACGUCAAGAGCUACAUCAUCAACCGGGUAAACCAAGGGACGUAGCCAUCUCCUAGCCCUUGGGGUUUCACAUGGAAGUGCAGUGUGAACCAAAGCAAGACUGAAUGUCUGUAAAUAAUUCUGUCAGUUCACUCCAUGCAGUUCUCUGGAUCGAGACAUGUACCUCUUAAACCUCAUCAGUGGUUAUUCAGGGUCUGGGCAGCUGUGAAAUUACCCUAAAUCCAGGGGCUUUUCAGAAGGUCAUUUGAAAGAGGUAAAGAUGCAAAGAGUCACCCAAAGCAUUAAAGAGAAGGCCAAGGAGAACAGGAAUAUUAGCUGUUUGACAACUUUAAUAGUGUGUUCCAGAACAAGUGGGUAAAUGGGCAAACCCAAAGCUCACUGUAGUGAGUAUAAAAGGUUUCUAACUCUGCUGAAAUUUUAAGCAAAAAGUUCUAUUUAACAGAGACAUCGUGUAUGCCGACUAUUCUGGUUUAGAUUACUCAGAUAUAGUUUCUUAAUAGGAUACAUAUACACAUACAGUAAAAUAUAUCCCAUUCAGGUUUCAGAGUUUUAUAAUAUAGAGGUAUAUAUGAAAUCAAUCAUAAGUAUCUUUGAGUGCUCCAGUUAAGACAGUAAUUAAUUUACCGAAACAUUACAUUGUUUUGACUAAGCACAAUUAGAUGACAAGUUUUUUAGAGCAUUUUAUAAACCUUGUAUAGAAAUCUUU